AUGGCGGCAGACCCAACAUAUCCCCUUUACCCAUUCGUUGCAUUCGUCGGCUGUGUCCUUGCUCUCGUGCCGUUGCCAUGGCAUCUACAGUCUUGGAACUCGGGAACCUGCUACUACAUGAUUUGGACAUCUCUGGCCUGUCUCAAUCAAUUCGUGAAUUCUGUUGUGUGGUCCAGCAACGCGCUGAAUAUCGCGCCUGUUUGGUGCGAUAUCUCCACAAGGAUUACUAUUGGCGCGUCCGUUGGCAUUCCUGCAGCUUCUCUGUGCAUCAAUCGGCGACUAUAUGAUAUUGCACGAAUGCAAGCUGUAGCUAUGACGCGUGCUGAGAAACAGCGUGCUAUCUUGGUUGAUACGCUUAUCUGCGUCGUUUUCCCGAUAGUGUGUAUGGCUCUUGCAUACAUCGUGCAAGGACACCGCUUCAAUAUCUUCGAAGUGAUUGGCUGUUAUCCAGCCAUAUAUAACACAGUUCCCACUUACUUCUUGGUCUACAUGUGGCCUGUAGUCGUCGGCUUGAUUUCUGCCGUAUAUUGUGUCCUAUCUCUCCGCCUUCUUAUUGCGAGGCAUGCGCAAUUUCGCGAGUUCAUAUCGUCUGGAAGUGGCUUGACUAGUAGCCGUUAUUUCCGUCUAAUGGCAUUAGCGACAACCGAUAUGUUGUUCACCAUCCCAUUCGGAAUCUACGAGCUGUACUCCAAUGCCGCGAGCGGAGAAAUCCAGCCAUGGCUGGGCUGGGCCAAUACACACUUCGGUUUCUCACGUGUGGAUCAAUAUCCUGCGCUCGUCUGGAUGUACCAGCCCUCUAUCGCCGUUCCGUUGCAGCUGAGCCGGUGGAUCAUACCAGCUUGCGCUUUCAUUUUCUUCACAUUCUUCGGCUUCGCGGAAGAGGCCAGAAAGCGCUACGCCGCACUGUAUGCCUCAAUAUGCAAUCGUUUGUACGCACUCCGCAUUAUGCGGAUGGGGGACAAACACGAACGCUCUGCAAGGAUUCCCAGUGCAUCAGGCGACAGCCUCCCACCGUAUUCCCCCAAGUCAGCAUCGACUUCUGGAUUUGAUUCGCUGGCGUCGAUCACUGCGGUAUCUGAGGGAUCCAGCUCUGCGUCUACAGAAACCUUCGAUAUGAAGGAUGCAUAUGGGCAUGAGAAAUGCUAA
Messenger RNA from Postia placenta MAD-698-R-SB12, 1146 nucleotides. RefSeq lists its product as hypothetical. Gene Ontology annotation, cellular component: membrane. The record is from RefSeq and is a predicted model, not a curated record. The coding region runs from base 1 to 1146 and encodes 381 amino acids. The transcript is spliced from 6 exons. Gene Ontology annotation, molecular function: mating-type alpha-factor pheromone receptor activity. Gene Ontology annotation, biological process: G protein-coupled receptor signaling pathway. NCBI's taxonomy places the organism in Eukaryota, Fungi, Basidiomycota, Agaricomycetes, Polyporales, Adustoporiaceae.